AUGUCGCAGGACUCUCAACGUGCAGGUUCCUCGUCAAGAGAUUCACCUCAAAACGACGACCGCGCAAUUGAUAACGAUCGUGGUUUAGCAAACAGCCGCAACACAUCCCGUCGGCCCCCACUGCGGACACGACCCCAGUCAUGGCAUCCAUAUGGACCCGUGGAGCCACCAUUAGAGGCAAUCUCAUCUCGACCCAUUGGGGUUCAUGCCAUCCUCAACCCCCCAUCACAUACAACCAAAGAGCUGGGCACAGCUAGCAAACGUGAAUCGCUUACGCUACCUGGUCAACCAUCUUCGCCUCGACCCCAUGGCUCCUCGCCAACGACUCGCCCAUCACGCUCUUUGGUACCUCAGCCACUAUCUCCUCGAUCCCAUGCACGCCCAUUGAUGAACCCAGCUUCUCCCUCGGCACGGUUUGUUGGCGGGGGUGGUAGGACUUCUGGACAAUCGAGCGUCGCACAGUCACCGCUAGUUCCUCAGGAACAUUUGAUGGGCCCACGUCUUCCCACCUCUAGUUCGCCUUUGCCACUAGAGGCGGGUCUACGACCAAUAGCAUCUCUCACAAGCUCACAGCCUCCUGUCUCGGUUUCGCUGCAUUCUACGCCUAGCCUGCAUUCUCGACGAACAAGCGCUGGUCCAGGACCUCUCACCAACCCGAGCUCUCAAGAAACGAGUCCCAGCACACCUCAUUCGACCUUUAGCCCGUUUGGACGUGUAUCUCCAAAUGUGACUAAUGCCUCCCUCUCACAAAGCGCUACAUCCCAUCCUACUGCACAUCCCCCGUACAUGACCAUGGAUCCAACGAGCCGGGCAACCCCCGCACCCAAAGCCCCCAGAAGUCAGGAAGAAAACCCAUCCCGAGCGGGAACACCGCAAGGCAGUUCAUUCCCAUCGGGAAUGAUCCCGUGCGUGCUGGACAUGCGAUCCGGUUCGAGCAGCCAAGCGGAAAAACGCAAAGCGAACAGCGAUGCAUCACGACGCUUCCGCAAUCGCAAACGCAACGAAAUGCAACUCGAGCAGCGGCUCACUGCACAGCAGGAUGAGAUCACACGCAGCGUAGAGACUAUUCGCCGCCAAAGCGAUGAGAUUCGCUCUCUCCUCCAACAAAGAGACCACUACCGCUCCGAGCGCGAUUUUUACCGCGAGAAUCUUGACCGCACAAUCUCUACGGGCUCCCUACCACCAAGGCCGCCAUCCCCACGCUCUGCCCAACCCGCUCUCCUCGCAUCUGAAAGUGCUCCAUCCACAUGGUCGGGCGCUGAUGCUGCCCGAUCCGUUUCAGGCACACAAGCGGCCCCGGGUGCCCCAAAGGGAAGAUUGGACUCGACUCACUCCCAGCCUGGUUGGCCGGCAAACCCCCCCGUAUUCGACUGGCCCGAUCAAACCUACCGCACGAAGUGCUGUUACGCCUGCUGCAUCGCCGUCCCUAUCCGGGGGCCCUCUGCCGCCGCUACAGGGCUCUUGGCCACGUCCUUGAAUUGUCACAUAUAA
Penicillium brevicompactum is the source of this 1491-nucleotide messenger RNA. RefSeq lists its product as uncharacterized. The transcript has a single exon. NCBI's taxonomy places the organism in Eukaryota, Fungi, Ascomycota, Eurotiomycetes, Eurotiales, Aspergillaceae. Gene Ontology annotation, molecular function: DNA-binding transcription factor activity. The record is from RefSeq and is a predicted model, not a curated record. Gene Ontology annotation, biological process: regulation of DNA-templated transcription. The coding region runs from base 1 to 1491 and encodes 496 amino acids.